GGACAGUGUGUGUGAACUCGGGAGGGGAAGCGCCGCGCUGUUAAAACUCCAGGAUUUACACUCUGCCAUUUUGAGGAAAACCGGCCGACAUCAGCGUUCAGCCGCGUCCGUGAAACACAAGUCAUGACCCGGAUUAGUGAACUACCUCUGUGAACCUAAGAGAAGGCCUCUGCAGUGGGGGACAGACAGACACCCAACAAAGGAAUUCUUGUUUUUGAACCGGUCAUUAGUCCUCUUCAGCCAUGUGUUCCACAAAUCACUCAAACUGGGUCACAUUUGAAGAUGACAACACACCGCUCUCGUCGCCUCAGAAGCCCCUACAGUCACCAGGGCUUAUCAAAGCAUCCGUACCACGUCCAAAUGGUCUGAAAUUAGUGCUUCCUCCGAUCAGAGAUACUUCCUGGAGCUUCAGUAGUUCGCUGGAAUCCCCUCAAAGCCACUCGAGUCUUAGUGGAAGUUCCUGUGUACCAUGUAGCACGCCUUUUUGCACUCCUGUGAGUGGGGCUCCUAGCAGUGCUUCCCCAUUUCACGCCAACACCUGGGAAAAGAACGACUUCUUCCGGAGUUUCUCCAGCACGUCGACCACCUCUGUUCCCUCUCCUGCACCAGAGGCACUGAAUCAAACCUCAGAUGGACCAAGCCCUUUCCCUUCUUUCCGGGGGAACUCAGGACACUAUAACCCCUUUUGGGAUGGAUCUAGACACAGCGCAGAUGUGGACAGCUCCUCCUCGGACUCAGAAUCUGACAACAGCCUACCACGUUUCUUUAUUCGGACCAAAGACGGCAGUGAGCCUCCCCGCGACCACCUCCAGAGCUCCUUUUCCUACGUUUGCAACAAACUGGAAGGACUACGAGCAGAGACGGACCACGACACAGAGACAGAAAAAGAUGCAGAGAGGCGGCUGAGUUGCAAAAAUGAGGUGUUAAGCGAGUCUCCAUCUGAGUUCGUUCCUCGGGGUCUGUUCCGUAGUCAGAAGAGAGACGGCUGGCCUGUCAUGCUCAGGAUUCCCGAAAAAAAGAACCGCAUGUCCUCUCGACAGUGGGGGCCGAUCUAUCUCCGCUUGUUGCCGGGAGGCGUGCUGCAGAUGUACUAUGAGAAAGGGCUGGAGAAGCCAUACAAGGAGUUCCAGCUUCUCCCUCAAUGUAGGAUCUCAGAUCUCAAACUGGAAAGCUACGGCGAGCACCGCAAGGUCCUCACGUUCAAGGUGGAACAUUUCUCGUACACAGAAAAGAAACGCUACCACCCUAAGUUGGAGGUUAGUCAUGAGGCGGAGGUAGAGCAGCUGCUCAAAUUUGGCUCAACAGUGCAUGACGACAUGGAGGACCUGGUAGUCUCCAUGGAAGAGGAAAUCUUCAAACUGUGUGUGCCUCACCAGCCGAGGCGGCACUACGAGGAGCAAGAGCUGUCGUUGCAGAUCACGGACCACAUCUGGGUACAACUGGCUAAGUGUGGAAGAGUCAUGGAGCGGACAUCCUUUACCCAGAUUCACUGUCUGGCCUUUCUGAACGGAUUAGGCGAUUGCUUUCUUGCCCUUAAUGAUCUCGGGCUGCUGCGCUUUGACGCCAGCUACGGGUCUGACGAGGGCAGUGAACUCUGGAUGGAGAUCGCCGACUACCAUUUUCACAAAUGUGUGAACCAGACGGAGUUUCAGAGGUCCCGGCUGAUAAAGUUCUCACCUCCCGAGGCCUGCAGGGUUGAGCUGAUGCGGUACAAAACAGCAUUUUUGGGAUGCACAGACAUUCCCUUCUCAAUUAAAGCCGUGGUCACAGUUCAAGGUGCCUAUGUGGAGCUCCAGGCCUUUCUUAACAUGUCGGCCACCUUCCUCUCCUCCAUGUCUGACGCGUAUCCACUGUGUGAGAAUGUGGUGAUCCGUGUGCCGGUGCCGGGCGACUGGGUCAAAGUGACGCAGACGGUGGCCCUGCUGCGACAGAGGUCACUGAAGGCCCGUAUGAACAGAAACGCCUGCUUGGGUUAUGUCAGCGCUGCAGACUCACAGCCUGUCAUGCAGGUGACAGUCGGCACUGUCAAGUAUGAGAAUGUAUACUCGGCCAUCGUGUGGAGGAUCGACAGACUGCCAGCAAAGAACACGGCAGUGGAUCAUCCCCAUUCGUUUUCCUGCAAGCUAGAGCUGGGAUCCGAUCAGGAGAUCCCAAAUGACUGGUACCCUUUCGUCACGAUGGAAUGUGAAAUUAUGGGCGCAGUUGUGUCACAGACGAGGGUGAAGUCACUGGGCACUACGAAUGACAUCCAGCCACAGAAACAUGUGACCAGUUGGACACGUUAUCAUUGUCAGGCCAAACUCUACUUCUCCAUAAUUGAUGAUGUGAUUGAGAGUAUGAGGGAACUCUUCCUGGAUGAAGGCCUUGAGGACCGAGUCCUGGAUGAUUUAAGACAUCUCUGGGAGUCAAAGAUGAUGCAGUCAAAAGCAAUGGAAGACUUCAGGAAAAACAACAUCAACUCAUCCAAUUUUGUGCUCCAGCUCCCUGCCAGCUACAGCCAGACUGAUCAAGAGGUCACAGGCCAGCUUUACAAGGUCAACGUUCCUGUCGUGGUUACUCAGGCCGCGGCAGGUCAGCAACCUGUGUCCCAACCCGCCCACAAAGUCACUGAGUGGAGAGAAGCUCCUGCCCCCCAGCCAGCUGCAGUCCCACCAAACACCACCCGUCCCCAGGAGGUGGAACCAUCCCCUGCUCCGGCUACUUCGGCCACACAGCCUCCACAUCAAAAGACCAAUUCACCCCCCGGCGAGGAGAGCAGCCUCCCCCAUCCGCCGCGAGUUCCUGCUGCGGAGACUUCGCAGCUCCAGGGGGUCCACUCUCCGGAGCCGGAGGUCAGGCUGGAAGAGAGCGAGCCGAGUCCGAGAGCUGAGCCCGUGAACCUCAGUGUGACCCCCUCCACCCUCAGUCAGCUAUUAGACCUCCAGGCCGGCACCGAGGAGGCUUUGACACAGGCGGCACAAUUAAAGAGCAGAGACGUUGACGACAUCCUGAAAGAAGUGAUUGAGGAGGAGAGAGAGAAAGCAGGAAGGCUGGACCUGGACUACAACUACAGUGAACUGUCAGACAUCGUUCAGCUGGACGGCCCGGCGGACAACUCUGACGUGGAGGAGGAAGAGGGUGUCCCCCUGGAAGAGAAUGACUUUCUGGGUAUAAUCAACGCGGAGGCCAUAAAAGCCCUGGAAGAAGGAGAUGGAAGCAGCGACGGUAACAGCAUCUCCUCCAGCAGCGACAGCGAGGGAGUGGAUGAACUCGCUGAUGUAGAGGAAGAGGAUCCUCUGAAUUCAGGCGAUGAUGUGAUUGAGCAGGACAUCCCGGAUCUCUUCGACACCGACAAUGUAAUCGUUUGUCAGUAUGACAAAAUUCACCGCAGUAAGAACCGCUGGAAGUUUCAUUUGAAAGACGGAGUGAUGUGUUAUGGGGGCAGGGACUACGUGUUCUCUAAAGCUGUUGGGGAAGCUGAGUGGUAA
Messenger RNA from Chelmon rostratus (copperband butterflyfish), 3467 nucleotides. Its product is annotated as stonin-1. Gene Ontology annotation, cellular component: AP-2 adaptor complex; transcription factor TFIIA complex; synaptic vesicle. Lineage: Eukaryota; Metazoa; Chordata; Actinopteri; Chaetodontiformes; Chaetodontidae. The coding region runs from base 243 to 3467 and encodes 1074 amino acids. The transcript is spliced from 9 exons. Gene Ontology annotation, biological process: synaptic vesicle endocytosis; regulation of endocytosis; transcription initiation at RNA polymerase II promoter. The record is from RefSeq and is a predicted model, not a curated record. Gene Ontology annotation, molecular function: clathrin-cargo adaptor activity.